This is a messenger RNA of Ctenocephalides felis (cat flea), 1187 nucleotides long. It is a transcript of the gene Jra, whose product is annotated as transcription factor AP-1. Gene Ontology annotation, molecular function: transcription factor binding; RNA polymerase II cis-regulatory region sequence-specific DNA binding; DNA-binding transcription factor activity, RNA polymerase II-specific. The coding region runs from base 218 to 1054 and encodes 278 amino acids. Gene Ontology annotation, biological process: regulation of cell cycle; regulation of transcription by RNA polymerase II; regulation of cell population proliferation. The transcript has a single exon. The record is from RefSeq and is a predicted model, not a curated record. Gene Ontology annotation, cellular component: transcription regulator complex. Lineage: Eukaryota; Metazoa; Arthropoda; Insecta; Siphonaptera; Pulicidae.
CUUCAAUGAAUCAUCAUACAAAUGUUCUCUUGCAGAAAAUGUUUCAUUUCUAAAUUGUCUUUGUGUGCUGGUGGAGUUCGGAGGUUGAUGUUUUUGGAGUACAUGUGAAAUUAUUAUUAUUUGAACGUUCAGUUUGUGUAAAUAUUUUGACGAAAACAUAUUGUUUGAAAGUUUCGUGUUGUCAACAAAUAUCACAGCAGUUCUGUACAACUAUUUGAUGGUUCGUAAUAUAGAUGAUCGUAGAAUGGAGGCUACGUUUUAUGAAGAUUCGUAUCGUGAAGAUAAUAACGUAAACCAAUUGAAAUUGUCUAUGACCUUAGAUUUGAAUUGUGCAAUACAGCAAGCUAAAAAACCUAAAAUCAAUUCGCUACUUGCUAACAAUCCUGUGUUAUCUUCACCAGAUUUGCAUAUGUUGAAAUUAGGCUCGCCAGAGCUGGAGCGAUUGAUAAUAUCUCAUCAAAACGGCGUAGUAACAACAAUGCCAACACCUUCGGCCUUCAAUUUUCCUCAAAGCAAUGUCACUGAGGAGCAAGAAUUAUAUGCUAGAGGCUUUGUAGACGCUCUUAAUGAGUUGCAUCAUAGUGACAGUUCACAGGGCUUACAUGUUGGAGCAGAUCGGUCUGCAUCAAGCACAUCAGGUGGUGUUACAUACACAAAUCUCGAUCAAAGUCAUGCUCCCAAAGUAUCACUUUCUUUUCCGAUUGGAAGUGGAUUCUCCAUUGGGUUAGAUUCCAAUGUGGUAGUGAAAGAUGAACCUCAAACCGUGCCAAAUAUUAGUUCUUCUCCACCGAUGUCUCCUAUUGACAUGGAAAGCCAGGAAAAGAUUAAAUUGGAAAGGAAGCGACAGAGGAACCGAUUGGCAGCUUCCAAAUGUCGUCGAAGAAAAUUGGAGAGAAUCUCAAGAUUAGAAGACAAAGUAAAAACUUUAAAAUCUGAAAACACUGAUUUGAGUGCAGUUCUGAUGCGUCUUAAGGAGCAUGUGUGUCAGUUGAAGGAACAAGUAAUGGAGCACAUUAAUAGUGGAUGUCAAAUUCCCAUUUUGCAAUCACACUAACAAAAAUAUUACACAAUUAUUUUAUAUUCAACACUAACUGCUAGUGAUUAGUAGUUGCUUAUAUUAUAUUAUCUAUAUUUGUAUGUGUGUGUAUGUAUGUAAACAUUCAUAUGCCUAUAUUCAUAAUUUCUAU